UCCGCGUGACCAGAGUGCCUUGGCCCGGCCCAUCGUUUGUGAUCGGUAUAUAAGUGCGGACGCCGGGCCCCAAUUCGGUUCUGAGCGUUUGCAUCGUUCGCGCGUGUUGCCCGGCCCCGCCUCCCAGAUUUGGCAUUCUACAGUAAAGUCAUCAUGAACAUUUUCCAACUCCUGAGGAAAAAGAAGGAACUUAUUCCUUUGGUGCUGAUGAUGACCGCAGCAGCGGGUGGAGCUUCGUCCUUUGCUAUAUAUUCCCUUCAAAAAAGUGAUGUGAUCAUUGAUCGGAAAAGAAAUCCAGAACCUUGGGAAACUGUGGAUCCUAAUGUACCUAGAAAGCUUCUAACAAUCAACCAACAGUGGAAGCCCAUUGAAGAGUUGCAGAAAGUCCAAAGGGCCACCAAAUGACCAGCCCUUGCUUCUUUCUUCUAUGAAUACUCUAUGAGUCUAGUGGAAACAUUGCUGCACAAACUAGAUUAUGGAUACCAGUGUGCGGAAAUGCUUCUGCUACAUUUUUAGGGCUUGACUACACUUUCGGACUCUGGAUAGGAAUUAUAAAGGUAGUGUAGCAAUAACCACAUAGUGCAAAAAUAAGUUCAUGCUUAUUUUCUUGUUGUAAAUUUAAUUUCGCAUAUUGAAAUUUUUAUGUUUAUGAUGCCGGAUUGUUUUCCUUAAAGUGUAUAAAGAUUUGUAAACUAAAUUGUCUAUAAUAAAAUACUACGUGUGCGAGA
Messenger RNA from Leptonychotes weddellii (Weddell seal), 728 nucleotides. It is a transcript of the gene COXFA4L3, whose product is annotated as cytochrome c oxidase associated subunit FA4L3. NCBI's taxonomy places the organism in Eukaryota, Metazoa, Chordata, Mammalia, Carnivora, Phocidae. The record is from RefSeq and is a predicted model, not a curated record. Gene Ontology annotation, cellular component: respiratory chain complex IV.